This is a messenger RNA of Jaculus jaculus (lesser Egyptian jerboa), 1107 nucleotides long. RefSeq names its product zinc finger protein 580. Gene Ontology annotation, biological process: regulation of transcription by RNA polymerase II. The record is from RefSeq and is a predicted model, not a curated record. The transcript has 2 exons. Gene Ontology annotation, cellular component: nucleus. Lineage: Eukaryota; Metazoa; Chordata; Mammalia; Rodentia; Dipodidae. Gene Ontology annotation, molecular function: DNA-binding transcription activator activity, RNA polymerase II-specific; RNA polymerase II cis-regulatory region sequence-specific DNA binding. The coding region runs from base 165 to 683 and encodes 172 amino acids.
CCCCUGGACCCGAGUCCCCGGCGCCGCCGCCGGCCCGGAACUACCCGGAAGCUCGGUCCUGCCUCGGCGCUCGCCAAGGCAAGCCCAGGUCCGCCUGGGACCUCGGCCCGCUCUCUCCCCUCCCCCCCGGACCCGAGAGGCUGCUGCACCGGCUGCUGCUCCAGAUGCUGCUGCUGCCGCCGCGGACACCCCACCCUCGGUCCGCCUCUCCGGAGGUCAUGGACCCACCGCCCCCCAAAACUCCCCCUUUCCCCAAGGCGGAAGGUCCCUCCUCCACUUCGUCCUCGGCGGCGGGGCCUCGGCCACCACGGCUAGGCCGCCACCUGCUCAUCGACGCCAACGGGGUACCCUACACGUACACGGUGCAGCUGGAGGAGGAGCCUCGGGGCCCGCCGCAGCGCGAGGCGACCCCGGGAGAACCCGUUCCCCGCAAGGGCUACAGCUGCCCGGAGUGCGCCCGUGUCUUUGCCAGCCCCCUGAGGCUGCAGAGCCACCGCGUGUCGCACUCGGACCUCAAGCCCUUUACGUGCGGCGCCUGUGGCAAGGCCUUCAAGCGCUCCAGCCACCUGUCGCGGCACCGAGCCACGCACCGCGCGCGCGCCGGCCCGCCGCACACCUGCCCGCUGUGUCCGCGCCGCUUCCAGGACGCCUCGGAGCUGGCGCAGCACGUGCGCCUGCACUGAGCCCCCGCCCCGCCCUGCCGGGGUGGCACCAUGUCUCACCCCACACAGCGUCACCCCACACAUUGUUCUCGGUUCCUCCGAGGUUACUGCCUUACCCUUGGGCCUCGGUUUUCCCCAUCUACCCCCAAAGACAAGCAUCUUUCUUUUUUUUUUUCUUUCUUCUCCCCGCACCCCCGCUGUCCCCUCCUGUCUAGCUGUGUGAUGUAGACCAAAGUUAUCUGUCCCCCUUCGGGCCUGGGAGCCGGCUGGACGUGGGCUCCAGUCCAACUGUGCUAUGUGGGAGCCGUUGCCGGCGAUGCGGCCUCUCUGAGCAAAUGUGUGUGUGGAAGGCGUGGCAAAGGGAGCAUGGCCUGGUUCAUUUCUUUACUUCCCUCUUAUGCCUCUGAUUCCCCUAUUCGUUCCUCAAUAAACAUUCCACACUCCA